UUUCCAAUGGAGAAUUGCUGCCUAUCCUUGUGGCCGCGUGUUGGACCGUCAGACCGUCAUCACAAGUGAAGAAUCCAUCUGCUUCAACAGCUGUCCGUGACUUGGAAACUUGUGCAAGUAAGUGAGGAAGAGGAUGGGCACGAUGCUCCUAAAAAAAGACGCCGCCGUAGUCAAUAAUCUCCCAGUUCAGCAAACCCACGGAUCCAUCCAAUAUCUCCCAUCUCCCAUCUCCAAUCUCCAACCCAUCCCCAGUCAUCCUUGACCACCAACCACGCGGACAUCAGUGCGAGAAUACGCAGUGAACGAUGGUCACCAAGCACAUAGCAAGUGCGGCUCCCAAUAAUCCCUGCGCCACUGUCACCAGCACACCGGGGACCCACCAUCGGAUGUCCAUCCCAGCAGCCCACGCGAUGAGUCCAUGUCCAGCGCCCACCCAUAAGCAACGUUACGCAGUACAGUGCAUACUUAGUACAGGGGAAGCGUCCGUGCGCACAUGUAGCGAGAGAGGCUCAGGAUGACUGUUCUGCUCUCUAUUCCUGGCUUCCUCGCAUACAAUUGCCAUGCAGCAGCUGGCAACCAUUUGCUCCCCUUGCUUUGCUGAAAGCACCUGCGUGCCCCAUUUCAUAUUUGGAAACGCACGAACCCUGAUUUUCCGUCCCUCCUCCGUCGGUCCGCCGUCCAUGGGUCGUGGCGGCGGCACUCCUGGUGGAUACCACGUAAACGGUGCACUACCGGUGAAUAAAUAAAGAAAUGGCAAUAAAGAAACACAAAAAGAAAUCAUGUAUAUGUGCAACAGCGCUAGAAUAUCGAAUAACCACUUCAUUCGUGUUGGGUAAUGGGUCAUGGCAUGUAUGCUGCUGCAGCUGCUGCAGUCCAUCGCGAAUAUGAUGAGCAGCUACCUGCAACCCCAGGAACCCGAGUAACCAAACGAACAGCCCAAUCCGCAAAGCAUACGGUAAAGAAAGAAAAGGAAAAAAAAUCAUUCCCCCGGUAAUCACCCCCUGCUCAAGUAUUCAGACAUUAUUUUUGUUCUCACUCUUGUGCCCGACAGGGUACAGGGGCUGAGAUUACUAGAUGGUGAAGGGGUACCAGCGGCCGGUAAGGAUGGAUUAGACUGCCUGAGCGCGAGCGCCUGGGUGGCUUGCAUUGCCUUCUUCCGCCGUUGCGUAAACGCCUUUGGAACAUGGAUGAUGGAGCAUGCGUGUGUGUCCACGGGUGUGGAAGGCUAGGGGACCAGGUAUCGUACCGCAAAAGAGGUGUUGUAUAAAGGUGCCUGGACGGGAGGCCGUAGUGGUUAGGCAGUCACUUCAAUUCCACCAUCUUCGUCUACGAUAGCGCGCAUUCGCAUACCAUCACUACAUUAUACUAUUACCCGCAAACCAUCUACACACACUCCCUUCAAUUGGAAUAGCUUCAGCAAACCAGAACUCCAAGCAGCUUUUCUAACAUCCCCGCCUAUUUCCUCAUCCUGUUUUUGAUUUAUAAGGCAACCUUUCUCUCUUUGAGUCAGUCGUUCUUCUAUAUCUUCCUAGUCAUCCCACCCACCCAUCAUCGUCAUUAGUAAAACAUAAGCACUCUCGAAAGACUCAUUCCUGCCUUUCGUUGCUAUUCCAUUGCUUUCGAUCAACAUCCAACCUACCACCAACCAAGAGACCUCUUCAAAUCACAAACACUUUCCAUCACAAACCGCAUAAAUGGGCCGUGGAGGUUACAACUAAGCGACAUCUAUAAAGACCUCAACAUCCCGCCACCUAACUUAAGGAUAACAACCACACUCGAAACAACAAUCGCCACCACCAAAGAAUUCAAAACCUCUACAUAUCAUAAACAUCAUUCUCAAACAUGGCCGGACGCGGAGGCUACAACUAAGUGGCAAGGCAACAUCACUCGCCAUCGCCACCUCGCAACCACAGCAUAUUACAAGACUACCACAUGCUCUGUACUCGAGGGCAAACAACCACUACACAAAUAUCGGGAAACGCGAAUCAUGCCUCGCAAGAUCCUCAACCUCGACGCCUCUUCCACUCCCACGAAAACACUCCGCAAAAAACGCGUGGAGCGGUGGCGCUCGUCACCC
Messenger RNA from Periconia digitata, 2077 nucleotides. NCBI's taxonomy places the organism in Eukaryota, Fungi, Ascomycota, Dothideomycetes, Pleosporales, Periconiaceae. The record is from the annotation of a GenBank genome assembly.